Neoarius graeffei (lesser salmon catfish) is the source of this 2150-nucleotide messenger RNA. RefSeq lists its product as uncharacterized. The transcript is spliced from 8 exons. The coding region runs from base 195 to 1280 and encodes 361 amino acids. The record is from RefSeq and is a predicted model, not a curated record. Lineage: Eukaryota; Metazoa; Chordata; Actinopteri; Siluriformes; Ariidae.
GAGUGGAGUGGAGUGGAGUGUAGCAGCUCAGCUGUGCACAGUGUGUUGUUUUCUCUGUUGCAAAACAUUAACUAUUCAGCAGAUGAUUAUCAGUAUUAUUGCUGUGCAGUAAGUGUUCCGGAUCAGUGCCGGUCUGAUUAAAUGCCCUUUUCUCGGUUUAGCUCGCAGUCGACUUUCCUGUUUUGUGGUACAAUAUGAAUCUUCUUGUUGGAGCUGCUGCAGUAUUUGUCACUAUUCCAUACAGCAUCUCACUUACUGCCCAGUGGUUUUAUGGAUGGCCUGAUAAACCCGGAUGCAAAAAGUAUAUCGAGGCUCUCAAACCCAGGCGAAUAUACCUUUUGACAAGAGCUGUGCUGGAAAUGAUGAAGUAUCUGCAAUACAGCAAGUUAUAUUUCCAGUGGAAACAGUGGUACAAGAAAACCAACAGUCAGCAGUGUGUAAAAGGCAUUCCCUUUGGUCGCAGAGGCAACAAAUUAGACCUGUAUCAUUCCCCAAGGUUGGACCAGUCAGACACAGAGCUCAUCCCAGUAGUUAUGUUUGUAUAUGGAGGGGCCUGGGGCUCAGGAGAAAGAUCCAUGUACUGUCUGCUUGCUGUACAAAUGGCUAAAGAGCUGAAUGCUUCAGUGGUUUGCCCUGAUUAUUCCACAUAUCCAAAGGGAAAUGUUUUAAAUAUGGUUCAGGACAUAAGUGACAGUCUGAUGUGGGUGAGAGAGAACGGACAUUUAUUCCAUCUUGAUAAAGAUAACAUAGUGUUAGUAGGCCACUCAGCAGGAGCUCAUCUGUGUGCACUGACCGCACUGUUUCUCCUGGAAAGUGUGGAGUCGCUGUUCAUCGAGUCGUUCAAACAGAAAGAAAUGACCAACUCGAUUAAAGGCAUCAUAGGUUUGAGUGGCGUGUACGAUAUAAUGGAGCAUUAUGAACACGAGAAGACACGAGGUGUUGAAUACAUCUCCGCUAUGCACAAAGCCAUGGAUGGGAUCGAGAACUUCGAGUCCUACUCACCGACAGCUCGAAUCAGGAAGCUAAACAAGGAGCAGUUAGAAAGGGUUCCUCCACUAGGAUUAAUCCAUGGCACUGAUGACAUCAUCGUUCCCCUGGAGUCGUCAGUGCGACUGCGUGAGCUCCUCACUUCACUCUCCGUCACCGCCACCUUGUACCUCCUGCCCAAAAUCAAUCACUCCGAGGUGGUGAUAGAUCUCAUGGCACCAGGAAGACGCUUUUAUCAUACAGUAUUUGGCUGUAUCAAACGGGAAUACCAAAAAUUUAUUAGACCAUCUUAAUUUAUGUCAUCAUGCGUCUGGUGUGCUCUUUCAAUUGUCUUUGUAUAUGCUGUAAUGAUUGUUUAAUCAAAUCAAGUUUAUUUGUAUAGCGCUUUUAACAAUAAACAUUGUCGCAAAGCAGCUUUACAGAAUUUGAACGACUUAAAACAUGAGCUAAUUUUAUCCCUAAUCUAUCCCCAAUGAGCAAGCCUGUGGCGACGGUGGCAAGGAAAAACUCCCUCAGACGACAUGAGGAAGAAACCUCGAGAGGAAACAGACUCAAAAGGGAACCCAUCCUCAUUUGGGCAACAACAGACAACAUGACUAUAAUAUUAACAGUUUUAACAGGUAUAACCCUCAACUGUCCUCAUGGGGCCGUCCUUCACAGGAGCAGUACGAUAAAACUCCGACCAGACACAGGGCACCAGGAUGGAUCAAGCAGGUCCGAGGGGCAGAAGAGGCCAGCAUCUCAAUCCCAGGACCAACAUGUAACUCAGAGGGACAGAUUGGGGGGGAGAGAAAGAAAACACGUUGUUAGGUAUGCCCUAAAAAUGACAAGUAUUAAAUCUGUGUGGUAGGCUCGCAGAGACGAGAGUUUUUACAUCAGGCAUAACACAACAAUGGCAUGUUAAUAUGGUAAAAUAUAUAUUUGUUAUGAUAUGUUAUAUUUGUUAUGAUGAUAUCAUAAUUGUUUACCUCACACUGUGUGUCUAUUUGCUGUGUAUUCUGUAUUAUAGCUAUCAUCUGCUAAGUCCAAGUCAGGAAUAAACUCAAGGAUUUCAUAUAAUAAUAAUAAUGUAGAAUCUAUACUAAUGUAUGAUAGGAAUAUUUUUAAUCUGGAAGGAAUAAAAACCUUUGUGUUUCUCAUAUCAUUAAAUGUAUUUCACACUC